Molecule: messenger RNA, 480 nt
Organism: Ilex paraguariensis (yerba mate)
Lineage: Eukaryota; Viridiplantae; Streptophyta; Magnoliopsida; Aquifoliales; Aquifoliaceae
Source: the annotation of a GenBank genome assembly
AUGGCCUCUCGCUGCUCUCUCUCAUCGUCUCACGUUAGUGGCCUGUCUAGUGCUACUGUUGCUAAACUUCGACGAUCAUUACUCCGGCAUCCUCAUCUCAUCCCCAUCUCUCUACCUACCAUCUCACAAUCACAGCAACAGAUCGCACCGUCUCACAGUGGCAUCAAGGCAGCAACAUACAGCAGGAUGAGCUUUGGGAGCUUGAAGAGUCUGGUGGCGGAAGCGGCCAUUAGAGGAGUGACCGAGGCAAGGGCAAAUAUAUUUGGGCAUGUACUUAAUCCAACAGGGCAGAGAUCUUCGCACAAGAUCCUACGCAAGAAGCUGAUUGGUCAGAAAGUUGCAGAAUGGUACCCUUAUGACAUCAAGAAAGAUGACCCUCUUGUCAUGGCCCGACAAGAACAAGAGAGGCCCGAGUUUAUGUAUUAUCCAACUUGGAUCGUGGGUGAUUUGGUAUGGAGUAUGAUUGCAGAUACACUUUAA